AUGAAGGUUGAUGCGGACGGGAAUGGUGAGAUUGAUUUCGAAGAAUUUUGUUCUUGCAUGAAAAAAUCGCAGAAUAUUGUCAAGUCUACAAAUGAGGAGUUGAUUCGUGAAUGUUUUGAUGUAUUCGAUCAAGAUCAUAAUGGUAUCAUUACGGAGAGCGAAUUUAAGUACAUUGCUAAGGAAUUUGGAAACUAUUCUGAAGAACUUGCUCAGAAGGUCUUCCGUGAACUCGACGUGUGCUCCAUUGGGCAUCUAUCUGCUGAUCAAUUCGCUACUAUUGUAGAAGACUAUCUUCUCUCAGACACCAGUAGAACUGAAGCCGACGAAACAGUUUCUCCAGCAGGUUAG
This is a messenger RNA of Angiostrongylus costaricensis, 348 nucleotides long. The record is from the annotation of a GenBank genome assembly. Lineage: Eukaryota; Metazoa; Nematoda; Chromadorea; Rhabditida; Metastrongylidae.